CUCAGGCCAGUCAAAUCCAACCUUUUGUCUUCGGAAGGGUGGGCAGGCUUAUGUGCUCAGGAAGAAGCCCCAUGGCCCCCUUUUACCUAGAGCUCACGAGGUCAAUAGAGAAUAUCGUGUGCAGAAAGCCUUAUUUUCAGCUGGAUUUCCAGUGCCUGAGCCCCUGUUGUAUUGCAGUGACGUUUCUGUCAUUGGAACAGAAUUUUAUGUAAUGCAGCAUGUGCAGGGUCGCAUCUUUCGAGACCUCUCACUGCCUGAAGUGGGCCCAGCAGAGCGUUCUGCUUUGUAUAUCGCAAUGAUAGAAACUUUGGCCCUGUUGCACUCCUUUGAUUUACAGUCAUUGGGUCUCCAAGGAUAUGGUAGAGGACCAGGAUACUGCAGAAGACAGGUAUCAACUUGGAAAAGACAGUAUGAUGCAGCUGCUCAUACAGAUAUUCCUGCCAUGAACAAGCUGUCUGAGUGGUUAGCAAACAACUUGCCACCUGAUGAUAAUGAAGAAGGCCUGAUUCACGGGGACUUUAGAAUAGAUAACAUCAUCUUCCACCCAACAGAGGCUCGUGUUUUGGCAGUGCUGGACUGGGAACUUUCAACUGCCGGUCAUCCUUUAGCAGAUUUAGCAUAUGCCACUCUAUUCUACUUUUGGCCUACAUCUAUUAAGGACUUAGGUCAAGGAACCGUCUUGGGUUUCAAAGACACCGUAGAAACUCCUUCAUUUGAAGAACUAGUUUCCAUUUACUGCCGCUGCCGGGGUAUUAGCACUACUUUAUCCAACUUUAAUUUUUUUCUUGCUUUGUCAUGUUUUAAAAUGGCAGCAAUAUCCCAGGGUAUAUAUGCUAGAUACCUCAUUGGAAAUGCUUCUGCAGAGAAUAGUCAUGAAUUUGCUAAGAUUGUGAAGCCUUUGGCAGAGAGAGGGUUAGAGCUCUCAAAAAGGUCAUCUUUCAGCAGCACACAUCACAGCAUUUCUGGAGAGUUGUUCCAUCAAAGUAGGAAAGGCCAAGAAAUUCUGCUGAAGGUCAAGCAGUUCAUGAAGCAGCACGUAUAUCCAGCUGAGAAGGAAAUAAUAAAAUACUAUGCUGGACAUGGAAAUACUGAGGAAAAAUGGAACAAACCACCACUGCUUGAGAGACUGAAGGAAAUGGCCAAAGCGGAAGGUCUGUGGAACCUUUUUCUCCCAGAUGUCAGUGGUCUCAGCCAGCUUGACUACGCGCUAAUAGCUGAGGAGACAGGGAAAUGCUUCUUUGCUCCUGAGGUUUUCAACUGUCAUGCACCAGACACUGGAAACAUGGAGGUCCUGCACAUGUAUGGGACUGAAGAGCAAAAGAAAAAGUGGCUGGAGCCUCUCCUAGAAGGGAAGAUUAGUUCUUGCUUCUGCAUGACAGAGCCUGAUGUGGCUUCAAGUGAUGCCACCAAUAUGCAAUGCAGCAUUGAGCGAGAUGGAAGCAGUUAUGUGAUCAAUGGCAAGAAGUGGUGGAGCAGUGGUAAGUACGGAAACCCUAUAUAA
Messenger RNA from Fulmarus glacialis (Northern fulmar), 1501 nucleotides. RefSeq names its product acyl-CoA dehydrogenase family member 11. The transcript is spliced from 12 exons. The annotation marks the transcript as partial. Gene Ontology annotation, molecular function: flavin adenine dinucleotide binding; oxidoreductase activity, acting on the CH-CH group of donors. Gene Ontology annotation, cellular component: mitochondrion. NCBI's taxonomy places the organism in Eukaryota, Metazoa, Chordata, Aves, Procellariiformes, Procellariidae. The record is from RefSeq and is a predicted model, not a curated record.